Messenger RNA from Cornus florida, 2193 nucleotides. RefSeq names its product NADP-dependent malic enzyme. The transcript has 20 exons. Gene Ontology annotation, biological process: malate metabolic process; pyruvate metabolic process. The coding region runs from base 145 to 1995 and encodes 616 amino acids. Gene Ontology annotation, molecular function: malate dehydrogenase (decarboxylating) (NADP+) activity; malate dehydrogenase (decarboxylating) (NAD+) activity; NAD binding. The record is from RefSeq and is a predicted model, not a curated record. Lineage: Eukaryota; Viridiplantae; Streptophyta; Magnoliopsida; Cornales; Cornaceae. Gene Ontology annotation, cellular component: chloroplast.
AACAAUCAACGUCCUCAUUUGCUAACUUUCAACUUCCAUUUCGGGCUCUCUCUCUCCUCUGUGGAAAAACGCGGAGAUCUCCCACUUUCUCUCUCUACAUACGCGCAAAUAUUAUAUUGCCACUGUCCACACGUUCCUUUCACAAUGAUGUCGUUGAAUCGAUGCAAAUUUCUGAGACGAGUUUUGGGUGUGGGUGGAGGACAGAGUGUAGAGAGAGAGAUUACGAUUGUGACGGAGAGUACAUUGAAGGAGAUGAGGAACGGUGAUUUAGUGGCUGCUAAUGGUGUUGCUGGUGGCGUUCGGGACGCGUACGGUGAGGAUAGUGCCACGGAGGAUCAGCUUGUGACCCCAUGGACUGUCUCUGUUGCUAGUGGGUAUACUUUGCUGCGUGACCCACGCCACAACAAAGGGCUUGCCUUCUCUGAGAGAGAGAGAGAUGCCCAUUACUUGCGUGGGCUUCUGCCCCCAAUUGUUGUGUCUCAGGAGCUUCAGGAGAGGAAAGUGAUGCACAAUCUCCGUAACUAUACCGUUCCACUGCAAAGAUAUGUGGCCAUGAUGGAUCUUCAGGAAAGAAAUGAAAGGUUGUUUUACAAGCUUCUCAUUGAUAAUGUUGAAGAACUGCUUCCAGUCGUGUACACUCCAACGGUUGGUGAGGCUUGUCAAAAAUAUGGGAGCAUUUUCAGGCGUCCUCAGGGUCUUUAUAUCAGUUUGAAUGAGAAGGGAAAGAUUCUUGAAGUGUUGAAAAACUGGCCUGAGAAGAAUAUUCAAGUUAUUGUCGUAACUGAUGGGGAACGGAUUCUGGGGCUUGGGGAUCUUGGUUGCCAUGGAAUGGGGAUCCCAGUUGGAAAACUUGCUCUAUACACAGCACUUGGAGGAGUCCGUCCUUCAGCAUGCUUGCCUAUAACUAUCGAUGUUGGCACAAACAAUGAGAAGUUGCUGAACGAUGAUUUCUACAUUGGGCUCAGGCAAAGGAGGGCAACUGGGGAGGAAUAUUCCGAGCUUCUGGAAGAGUUUAUGAGUGCAGUUAAGCAGAACUAUGGGGAGAAAAUCCUCGUACAGUUUGAGGAUUUUGCUAACCACAAUGCAUUUGAGCUGCUGUCAAAAUACCGCACAAGGCAUCUUGUGUUUAAUGAUGAUAUACAGGGUACAGCAUCUGUGGUAUUAUCAGGGCUUGUUGCAGCUCUGAGAUUAGUUGGUGGAACCUUGGCUGACCAUAAAUUCUUGUUCCUGGGUGCUGGGGAGGCUGGAACUGGUAUAGCAGAGCUUAUAGCUCUUGAGAUAUCAAAUAAGACAAAGUCUCCAUUGGAAGAGACUCGCAAGAAGAUUUGGCUUGUGGACUCAAAGGGACUGAUUGUCAGCUCACGUAAGGAGUCCCUUCAACACUUCAAGAAGCCCUUUGCUCAUGUGCAUGAACCUGUUAACAGCCUCUUAGAAGCCGUCAAGGCAAUAAAGCCAACAGUGUUGAUUGGAACCUCUGGAGUUGGAAAAACAUUUACGAAGGAAGUUGUGGAAACCAUGGCAUCCUUGAAUGAGAAACCUCUCAUUCUUGCUCUCUCCAAUCCAACCUCACAAUCUGAGUGUACGGCUGAAGAAGCUUAUACAUGGACCGAGGGUCGUGCAAUCUUUGCUAGUGGAAGUCCAUUUGAUCCCGUGGAAUACGAUGGGAAAGUUUUUGUGCCUGGCCAGGCAAACAAUGCUUACAUAUUCCCCGGAUUUGGUUUGGGUUUAAUCAUGUCUGGUACAAUUCGGGUGCACGAUGAUUUGCUUUUGGCAGCCUCGGAGGCUUUGGCAGAUCAAGUAUCGGAGGAAGACUACGAAAAGGGAUUAAUCUACCCACCAUUCUCCAAUAUCCGAAAGAUAUCAGCCCACAUUGCUGCUAAUGUAGCUGCUAAGGCAUAUGACCUCGGUCUGGCUUCUCGACUCCCUCGACCCGAGAAUCUUGUUCAGUUUGCAGAGAGUUGCAUGUACAGCCCAGUCUACCGCACCUAUCGUUGAGCAAGGAUCACGUUCGUUUGCUUUUUAGCGUUCUCACCCUUACCACAUAUAUUUAGAAUAAAUUUUAUGAUUGACAUGUGUUAACACCAAUAAACAGCUACAAGUUUAUUAAUAAACAGAAUUCACUUUCAGUUAGAGAAUUGUGUACCAAAAGUUGUUGAUUUCUAGUGCAAAGUAAAUUUUGUCCCUUCUUGUGAA